This is a messenger RNA of Melanotaenia boesemani (Boeseman's rainbowfish), 3834 nucleotides long. RefSeq names its product amyloid beta (A4) precursor protein-binding, family B, member 1 interacting protein (gene apbb1ip). Lineage: Eukaryota; Metazoa; Chordata; Actinopteri; Atheriniformes; Melanotaeniidae. Gene Ontology annotation, cellular component: plasma membrane; cytosol. Gene Ontology annotation, biological process: signal transduction. Bases 186 to 2219 code for a protein of 677 amino acids. The transcript is spliced from 14 exons. The record is from RefSeq and is a predicted model, not a curated record.
AGAAGCCAAUAGUCAGAGAGCCAGAUGAAAUCCACAUCAACGCACCCAGAUCUGCCUGCAUAUGCCUGUUAUUUUUUACGGUGUGGAGUUUGUUUAGAAAAUAAUAUCUUAAAGUGGAACUAAUGUCCAUGACACGUUCAUCUUGAAGCUAACCUUUGAAACUAAGGAUUAUUUUACCUGAAAAGAUGGAUGACAUCGAUGCCAUGUUCUCUGACCUGCUGGGGGAGAUGGAUCUCCUCACUCAGAGUCUCGGACAGGAAACGGUGCCUCCUGAACCUCUUCCAAGCACCAAUGAAGAGAUCAACUUCUCCAUCGGCUUCAAUGAUCCCAACGAGAGCCUUAAUGAGCUGGAGGACAAUGACUUGGAUGCGCUCAUGGCUGAUUUGAUGGCUGAUCUAAAUGCAACAGAAGAGAAACUUAAUGCAGAGAUAAAAGGUCUGGACGUACCACCUCCACCGAAGGGCCCUAGCACCCGACCUGAAUCCUCCAGUACACCAACAUUACCAAGAAGCACCAGCAGCAGCAGCAAUGAUAGCAACUCAGCUUCCUCCGCCACCUCUGCUUUGCCACCUCCACCUCCUUCAUCAGCAAAGCCUUCAAAGGAAGAAAUAGAGUCACAGAUGAAAGCAGACAAAAUUAAACUUGCUCUUGAGAAGCUGAAAGAAGCCAAAGUGAAAAAGUUGGUGGUGAAGGUGCUAAUGAAUGAUGGCAGCUCCAAGACUCUGAUGGUUGACGAGAGGCAAAAUGUCAGAGAAGUUCUGGACAACUUGUUUGAGAAGACUCACUGUGACUGCAAUGUGGACUGGAGUCUCUGCGAAACAAACCCUGAACUGCAACUUGAACGGACGUUUGAAGACCACGAGAACCUUGUGGAGCCACUCUCAGCAUGGACAAGAGACAGUGAAAACCAAAUCCUCUUUAAAGAGAGAAAAGAAAAAUAUGAGGUUUUCAAAAACCCGCAGAACUUUUAUCUCUGGAAGAAAGACAAAAAAGCUCUCCAAGACAUAAAAGACAAAGACAAGGAAAUAUUGAUAAAGGAGAACUUCUGCGGGACUUCAACCAUUGUGCCUGAUCUCGAGGGGGUGCUGCACCUUAAAGAAGAUGGCAAGAAGUCCUGGAAACAGCGACUCUUCCAGCUCAGAGCCUCUGGAAUUUAUUAUGUUCCAAAAGGGAAGACCAAGUCGUCUCGCGACCUCGUCUGCUUCGUCCAGCUGGACAACCUGAACGUCUACUAUGGCAAAGACUUUAAGAGCAAAUACAAGGCCCCGACUGACUUCUGUUUUGUGCUGAAACAUCCUCAAAUCCAGAAAGAGUCCCAGUACAUCAAGUAUCUCUGCUGUGACGAUGCUUGGUCCAUGAACCUUUGGGUGACUGGAAUACGGAUUGCAAAGUACGGUGCCUCCCUGUAUGAAAACUAUAAAACAGCAGAGAAGGCGGCUUCCGUCAGCUCUGCCUGGACGAACCACAGAACUCCAUUGAGCUCCAAUCCAUCGACACCCUCACCAACCAUCAAAGCCAAAGCACCGAGCCAAGCCAAUGGUCAUGCUCCAAAGCCCCAACCUGGACCUGUUCUUCAGGGCUCUGGAAAUUUCCCACCUCCACCCCCAUUACUGGACAACAUCCUCCCUCCACCACCUCCUGACCCCAUCUUUCCUCCUCCACCACCUCCAAUGGCUAACAAGCCUUCCCCAAAAUCUGCAAUGGAUAACCUCCCCCCUCCACCGCCGCCUCCACCUAUCGAUGACUCUUCAGAAGCCCUACCAGACUUCCUUCCACCGCCUCCUCCAGCCACUGGCUUUGGGUCGCUGCCUCCUCCUGCCACUGGCUUUGGGUCGCUGCCUCCUCCUCCUCCUCUGAAAGACAACUUUCUACCACCACCACCUCCACUAACUAAUUUCAGGGGCAUUGACCAGUCCUUACCUCCUCCACCACCUGAUCCAGCAAUUUUACCACCACCUCCACCUGAACCAGUGAUCAUAGGAGCUGGUGCACCACCUCCCCCUCCACCACCACCACCUCCAUCUGCUCCUGCUGCCCCAAGAGCAGCUCUGCGACCUGCUGGGCGGCCCGCCGGGUCUGUAAAGAUGGCUCCUGCUCCACCAAAGAGGACUACACCUCUGUUGGAAGGAGGAGGAGGAGGAGGAGGAGGAGGAGGAGGAGAAGGAGACUUCAUGGCAGAACUGAUGAAAGCCAUGCAGAAGAAGCGCAGCAAUAAUUAGCUCACAUAAGCAAACUGGAAAGAACUGGGACACAGAAACACCAUCAACCUUUUCCAGACGAUGCAGUAGGUGGAGAUAGACACUUUCACCAUCCUUUUCCUGAACAUUAUUUUAUGAUUUCACAAAUUGAAUCAAACCAGUUCUGUGCAGAGUUUUAACACUCAAACUCAGACACCAGGACUCUCACACAUUGUACAUAUGCUUGCAUGGAGAGCUUUACAUGCUGUCUUCAAACAGCAUACAGUUGUUUUCAGGCAGUUUUCAAAUGAAUAAAGCCUUUUAUAUUACCAGGCUCCAUGUACAAACGUAUGAACUGAACAUCAUUAUUACAUCAUAAAGUACAACCUGCUGUGAUUGUCAAUUAAACAGGACAGAAUUUGAUUAUAUUGAAUGAUAAAUAUGCAUUAAAAAGUGAUGACAUCUUCAUGAUGUGGAUAAAACAGUAAGUUUUUAAUCAAAAUGGGUUAAAUUUUCCUCAUGAAACAGACGUACAGUAUAAUGAAAUUCAUGGCGGUGGUUCCCUUUAUGCUUCUUACAAAACAAAUGGAUAAUCAGUCAGAUAACUGCUGUGAAUUCAAUUAUCUCUCGGGCCUAAGGACAGAAACUAGUGGUGUGGCAGCAGAUAUAGAUCCACACACAGCCAUGACCUUCACACUUGUCCUGUCAACACGACUGAAGGUUAGGGGUUACCCCUCCUCAUUUGAGUGUUUCACUCAUGAAGAACAGCUGACCUUUAACCUGUUAGCCCACACCGGAGGUCUUGCUGCAUAGCCCGCCUCCUCUGCAGUGUGUUGUGUAACAAAGGGAGAGGACAGGAUAUGGAGGAGCAGCUCCACCUAGUGGAAGACAGAGACACCGCAGAAGGGUUGGACAAACUGAGCAGCUGAUUUUGCUUUUGGCCGUUUCUGGAGAGCAGGUUCAGUCUCUUACCCCUGAAAAAUCAUUCAUUUCCGCUUUCCUGAUAGCAGACUCUGCCAUCCAGUUCCUCAGCACAUAUCUCGGAUUUACACCUGCAGGAAAUGUGACGCAACCAUGUUUCACAACGUUCAUGGUGGAAUCAACGUGGUUACUUAAGAGGCUUACUUUGCAUCCUGUGCAGCCGGUCCAGAUCCCUGUCACUCUGCUGUCUGAACAGAAAGAACAAACCUCUAACAGACACCCAUAAACCCAUAAACGCUGCAUUUCUAGCAUUUUUAAGCAAAAGAAAUCACUCUGAUGUUAAGUCUCUUACCGACUGAGCCUCAGCAGGUACAUGUUGAGCCAAUCAGAGAAAAGCUUGUGUGAGGACAGGUCAUCAAGAGCCCACAUCUAAUCCAGAGCGGAAAUACAAUACAUGUGAAGAAGAAAAUCAACAUCUUACAUUAUUCUAGAUGUUUCUGCUUCUGGAUUACCUCAAUUUUAACUAAUCACAAUUUCAGUAUUUUGGACGGCAAUGGAAACAUCAUAAUUUGAAAGUUUAAUGUCUUUUCUUCACCGUUUCGUUACAAGAGAACAAACAUAAACACUCUCUAGCAAAUAUUGUACUAAAGUACUAAAAAGUUACUUUACAGAUAAAUCUAAACACCGUGUAAAGUCUGACAUGUGAAACACAGACAAAUAAACCCUUUGAGCUCUG